Molecule: messenger RNA, 1496 nt
Organism: Micropterus dolomieu (smallmouth bass)
Lineage: Eukaryota; Metazoa; Chordata; Actinopteri; Centrarchiformes; Centrarchidae
Gene: rab1ba
Product: zRAB1B, member RAS oncogene family a
Exons: 6
Coding region: 279-884 (201 amino acids)
Molecular function (GO): GTP binding; GTPase activity
Source: RefSeq, a predicted model, not a curated record
GCGCAGCCAUCUUGAGCCUCUAGCAAGCAACAGACAGAGAAAGGCAGAAAAAGGAGUAAAAUAUAACAGACUAACCUGACAAAACAGGGGUAUGUCCGCUGGAAUCAAGUGUAUAUGAAACAGUAAAGGUCAGAUAGUGUGGAACGACCAGGGGACAGUAACGGACACGGUAAAGCAGCCAUCUAAGUGCCUCCGAUACCCGGACCUACAAGUCAUCUUUUUUGCCGGAGUGGGAAGGAGUCGAGUCGCCGACAGAAAAACACGUCCAGAGUAAAACCAUGAAUCCCGAAUAUGACUAUCUGUUCAAGCUCCUGCUCAUAGGAGACUCUGGAGUAGGAAAGUCCUGUCUUCUGCUGCGCUUUGCUGAUGACACAUACACAGAGAGCUACAUCAGCACCAUCGGAGUGGACUUUAAGAUCCGCACCAUUGAACUGGAUGGCAAGACCAUCAAACUGCAGAUUUGGGACACUGCAGGUCAGGAGAGGUUUCGUACCAUCACCUCCAGUUACUACCGCGGGGCCCAUGGCAUCAUAGUUGUAUAUGAUGUGACAGAUCAGGAGUCCUACAACAAUGUCAAGCAGUGGCUUCAGGAAAUUGACCGCUACGCCAGUGAAAAUGUCAACAAGCUUCUGGUGGGCAACAAGUGUGACCUGACCACCAAAAAAGUAGUGGACUACACAACAGCCAAGGAGUUUGCUGACUCUUUGGCCAUCCCCUUCCUGGAGACGAGCGCCAAGAAUGCCACCAACGUAGAGCAGGCUUUCAUGACCAUGGCCGCAGAGAUCAAGAAACGCAUGGGCCCCGGGGCCACAGCCGGCGGCGACAAGCCCAACUUAAAAAUCGAGAGCACCCCUGUUAGGCAGUCUGGAGGGGGCUGCUGUUAAAGGACCCCUCGCUCCCAUCACCACGAUCAUCACCUCCACACCUCCACCAUCUCCACUGAAAUCUCCCUUUCAUCUCCUUCUGUGUUCCCGUCCCAUCAUCUCUGCCACGCCCACACCCCACCAUUCCUCCAAAACACCCUGUAACCCACACCCAACUCCCUGACUCCCCCUCUAUAAGCUGACCUGGAGAUCCAGGGAUGGUUGGCCAAACAGAGGUGUAAACUGUUAGUGUUAAGAUCAGAAAACAGAUUGAUUCAGACCUGUACGCCCACCAAACAACAGAGAGGAGAGCAAGCAGUCUGUGGCGGGGGGGACAGAACAGACACCAAGGCAACUUUUCCUUUCUUCAGAAAGGAAACACACACGGGGGAAGAUUAGUAUUGAUUUAGAGUGGAAUGGAGGCAGUGGAAGCUUAUCUCAACACACACACACUGUAAUGGGACGGAGGGGUUACAGAGAUUUAAGCCUUUUGGCCAAACACUUUUAUCCUCAGGCUGUCUGCUUUGGCUGAUUCCAUCUUAUGGCCACCCUCCAUCUCACCCCAGCCCAAACUUUUCAUCCCUAGAAUUAUUAACCUGCGCGUGCGCGCACACACACACACACACACACACA